UCACUACUAAAAAAAACACUACCUUGACCUAAAGGCUUGGAGAGAUGACCACCAAGGCCCCUUCUUCGACUACUCUCUUCCUCGUUCUCGGCCUUCUCUUCUUUGUCAUAGCAAGAGGUCAAGCUCCCAGUACCAACCCUACUUCAGCACCUAUGGCUAGUCCCACUGGCAGUAACUAUUCUCCACCGACGCCUAGUUCUGCUCCACCACACGCUUCCACAAGCAAUAAUUCUACUCCACCACCUGCUUCCACGAGUAAUAAUUUUACUCCACCUGCUUCCCCGGGCAGUGUCUUACCUCUAUUGAUGCCUAGUUUUGCCCAACCACCUCUAUUCUCCCUCUUUACGGUGUAUCUCACCCGGCUGCUCAGCUAG
This is a messenger RNA of Ilex paraguariensis (yerba mate), 374 nucleotides long. The record is from the annotation of a GenBank genome assembly. Lineage: Eukaryota; Viridiplantae; Streptophyta; Magnoliopsida; Aquifoliales; Aquifoliaceae.